Messenger RNA from Peronospora matthiolae, 1596 nucleotides. The record is from the annotation of a GenBank genome assembly. NCBI's taxonomy places the organism in Eukaryota, Oomycota, Peronosporomycetes, Peronosporales, Peronosporaceae.
AUGGUUAACAAGUCCAUGCGGUGCGCGAACAAGGCCGCUGAGAGCGCGUCUGCACGUCUCUGUGCAUACGCCGAAGCAGAAACAACAGCAACUGAUGUCCCAUCGGUUGCUGAAGCGUCUCAGCCUGUGUCACUUGGUGAUGCAGGCGCUCGUCGUGAUAACACUCAUGUCUUCACAGAGUAUGAGCCCGGUGUCUCGUACUCUCCUGAUACGGAUGCCGGAUCUGCAUCGAAGGCGGUUGAAACCAAACCGCCUGCCAAGCGUGGCAUGGAUGAUGCUACGCGUCGUAGCAUCUUUGGGUCGUCUGACGAAUCAGACGAACCAUCGCCAAAGCGAAGGCGCUCGAGAUCGCAAGACUCAUGCGCUCACAGUGGUGUCGGUUCUCCAAUUGAAACCACUUUGCAACGAGUUGCCAGUACUUCUGUCGGCACAUCGCAGGAAGAUCGGGAUCGUAAUGUCUUGCGUCUCGCUCCUGAGAAGAAGGCAUGGAUGCCUCCUAAAUCAGUCAUGGAUCACUUGUCGGCGACGACGAGUGAUCGUUAUCGAACACGGUUGUUCGAUUCAUCAAGGAUCCAUCACCUUAACCCCAGUGCGAAAAACUAUCGCAAUAAACACGAGUUCUUCAUCGAUGCUUUCUUAUUCAUCGAUGGUCGUGACGUUUGGAACGACAAACUUAUCAAAGCUCGUGAUAAGUUUGAGAAGAGAACCCCGACAGGUGCACGCUAUAAGCUGCAUCGUCUGUCUAAGAUGGGUGGGUUACCCUGUCUCUCCUGGGGAGACUCGUGCCCAUGUUGUGUGAACAACUCUGCGCGCGCACAUAAGGAGGCCUACCUCCUUACUAGCCCGUGGUGGCGCGUACGUAUCUCUACUGAGAUGUACGAAGGGAUUGACAACUUGAAAUCCCUUGAUGACCGUGUCGGGAAGACUUUCUCCGGCGGUCCUUCUGCGGCACAGGAUGUGCCGCGUCGCACUGCUCAACCAGACCCAGUACAUCAAUCAUCAGUUGGGAGCGGGGCUCCCAAGAAUCCCAGGACGGGGGAUAACCGCGCCACCGGACGAGGUAACUCGUUCGACGUCCGUUCAUAUCGCGGUGGUUCAACAGCCGCUCAACCAGAUAGUGCUGGCCACCGCGAGAGUCCUCUAAUGGAGGUGGAGGAGGAGGAAAGACGCUCUCCACACAAUCAUGUGGAUCGGUGUGUUCCCGAGAGCUUCUUUGAUCGCGUAACUCUUGCGUUACGCGGCGACCUCGAGCAUGAGCGGGACAGGCGUCUUCAACUGGCGGACACUGUCUUGAAGCAUCGAGCUGAGUUUGCUUUUGCUCAGCUUGAGAACGAGAGAUCUCUGACAUCUCUGCGUGACGAGCUAAGGGUAGCUCGUGGGAUUGUUGAUCGGUCUCGGGCUGAGAUAGCUGCUCUUCAGACCCUAGUCGAUAUCCACCAUCGGGAGCACAAGGCUCUCUGUGUGAGAUGCUUGAGCGCAAGGGCGUUCUUCAUUGGAAGAAGCAGCGUACUGAUGGUACUGCUUAAGCCGACCAACGUAAAACGUGGGAUGCGUUCGCAUCUUACGUGGCAGUGCGAUCGUGUAUGCAUUGCCUAG